Molecule: messenger RNA, 1263 nt
Organism: Tachyglossus aculeatus (Australian echidna)
Lineage: Eukaryota; Metazoa; Chordata; Mammalia; Monotremata; Tachyglossidae
Product: proline-rich protein 36-like
Exons: 3
Coding region: 1-1263 (420 amino acids)
Source: RefSeq, a predicted model, not a curated record
AUGCCCCCCCCGGCGCGUGCCCUGCGCGGUGCCCCCCCGCGCUGCUCCCUUGCGUGCGCGUGCCCUACGUGGUGUCCCCUGCGCGCGCUGCGGUGCCCCGCCUGGCGCGGUGCCCUUCUGCGCGCUUGUGCCCUACGCGGUGCCCCCCUGCGCGCGCUGCCCCCCCUGGCGCGGUGCCCCUCUGCGCGCGCGCGCGCCCUACGCGGUGCCCUCCCUGCGCCUGCCCUGCGCGGUGCCCCCCCGCGCUGCUCCCUUGCGUGCGCGUGCCCAACGCGGUGCCCCCCUGGCGCGGUGCCCCUCUGCGCGCGCGCGCGCGCCCUACGCGGUGCCCUCCCUGCGCGCGCGCCGCGAUGCCCUGCUUGGUGCCCUCCCGCGCGCGCGCCGCGGUGCCCCCCUGCUAGUGCCCUACGCGCUACCCCCCCUGCGCGCGCCGCGGUGCCCCCUGCGCGCGCGUGCCCGAGGCUGUGCCCCCCCCGCCCUGCGCGGUACCCCCGCUGCGCGCGCGGGCGUGCGGAGCGGCGUGCCCGGGGAAGAGGCCUCGGGGCCGACCAGCCGCGAGCCCGGAGUGCGCCGCGCACGGGGCGGAAGGAGAAAGGGGGGGGGGGUCACUCCGCGCCCGCCACCAUCGGCCCCGCGAGACGCCUCGCUGAUUGGCCGAGCCCGGGCCCCGGGCGCCUCCCGGAUUGGCCGAGCCGCCGCGCAGGCUUCUCCCGCCCCCCCUGCCCCCCCAACCGGGCCUACGGCGGGCUACGGAAGCCGGCAGGGACACGGGAAAGCGAGGCCGCCUUCGCGUUCGGCGGCGGCGGCGGCGGGGGGCCCGGGCGCGGGUUGCCUCGGUUACGGAGCGCGCCGUGGCCGCCUCAGCCCCGCCGCUGCCCCGCGCGGCCAACGGCUCCCGCAGUGCUCCGCGCCCGCUGCCCCGCCUCCGCCGGGCUCCGCGCUCUGCAUCCGCACUGCUCCGCGCUGCUGCUCCACGUCCAGUGCUCCGUGCCCCGCGUCCACUGGGCUUCAUCUACUGCUCCGCUUCCAGGGCUCCGCGCUCCGCGCUCCGCAUCCACUGCUCCGCUGCUCCACGCUCUGCGCCCAGUGCUCCGCGUCCAGUGCUCCUCUUCCAGUGCUCCGUGCCCUGCACUCACUGCCCUGCACCCAGUGCUCCGUGCCCUGCAUCCCUCGCUCCGCGGUUGCCGCUGUCCCUCGGCCGGCGGUGGGAGGCCGCAGAACGCUUCGCUGGAAAUCUGUGAGAAGAAAUAUCGGCAAGAGUAA